Molecule: messenger RNA, 12088 nt
Organism: Pecten maximus
Lineage: Eukaryota; Metazoa; Mollusca; Bivalvia; Pectinida; Pectinidae
Exons: 13
Coding region: 153-10514 (3453 amino acids)
Source: RefSeq, a predicted model, not a curated record
GGAAAAAGUACGGUCACAUCUACCUCGGAGAAUGAAUGAAAAUAGUGAUGACAAGUAACUUCGACCCCCAAAAGCUAGGUUGUACUCGUAUGCUUAGCAUUUAUUCAUAUUUUAUCUUGUUUCAAUACUGAGUUACCGCCAGAAUUUCAGCAAUGACCGGUUUGACAGUUGGCACUCGCGUUGCGGCCGUAUUCACCCACGUGGAAUUCUCGGGCAACGAGUGUUGUGGUUAUUGUCAACUCUGUGACAGUGCGACUGUUGAUGAUCUGGCUGAAAAGGUUGAAAUUUCAGCUGGAAAAGCACCUUACGUCUCAUCUUUAAACAGAGGUGAUAUUGUUUUGGCUCUUUACAGCGAAGAUGGGGUGUGGUAUCGAGCAAGAAUCGAGAGUAUGGACGGAAGCGUUGCUUCUGUAUUUUUCAUUGACUAUGGGAAUAAAGAGAAAAUAAACAACUCGGACAUUAAAGUGGCAGUAGAUGAAUUGCAGACUAUACAAGGGUUAGCUACAAAAUGUGAACUGGUGGACAUAUUGCCAAACGGAAAUACGUGGACAGAUUCUGAAACGGAGCAGUUACAUGCUCAACUGGUUGGUUUCGAAUUCACUGUCGAGGUUUUGGGAUCAAGCAGGUCAACAUCACAGAAUGGGGUAGCCUUAAGACUUUAUAGUGAUACAGGACUUUUCAAACAUGGAAAAGAGCAAACAACCAAAUCCAAAAGCACGAAAUCUUCCUCUGUAAUUGAGCUCCAAAUAGGCAUGCAAUAUAAUGCAUAUUUAUCAUAUGUUGACAGUGCUAAUAAAUUCUGGAUUCAGCUUGUUGACCGAGAACAUGAGUUGAAUGAUCUAAUGACUAGUCUUGCAGAUUCCGCUGCGGGUGGAGCAGAGAAACUUGAUUAUGUGUCUGCAGGAAAACUUUGUAUGGCUUUCUACAGUGAAGACCAGGCACCAUACCGAUCAUCCAUUCUUACUGUCAACGGAAACACUAGUUUGGUUCAGUUUGUUGAUUAUGGAAAUUCAGAAUCAAAAGAUGUUUCAGAACUUCUGAAACUGCCACAGCACUUUCAGGGAUUACCUGCAAUGAGUAUAAAGUGCUGCUACAAAAGAACUAAAGUUGACAAUAACACACUGGAAGAAAAAUUGCAGGAAUUGACAGAGUCAGAUGGUGUUCUUGUACGAGUGUUGGGUCGAACAGAUGAUGUGUACAAUGUAGAAAUUGACAAAAUAGAAAAUAUUUCUUCAACUUCAGCCUCACCACAGGUAAACGGUCAGCAUUUUAUUCCUAUGGAAUUGGAUAGCACCAAGGUGUAUGAUGUUUGUCUAUCAUGUGUUGAACACCCUGGCAAAUUUUUUAUACAGUUGUUAGAAAAUGGACCAGAAUUGGAUCAGGUAAUGGUCAGACUCACCCGAGAGUUCAAUUCCAACACUUCAGCACCUUCCCUUUCUGCUGGUACUGCCUGUAUAGGACAGUUAAGUGAUGACCAACACUACAGGUGUGUGAUACAGGCUGUGUCUGGAGAAAAUGCUCAGGUUCACACGGUAGACUUUGGGUUUAACGAGAACAUUACAGUAAAUAGGUUACGUGCCAUGUCGCCCAUUUUCCUGGAUGUGCCAUGUUAUGCAACAGAGUGUACAGUUGAUGUGACCAAAACCCAAGAUAAGUUCUGGUCUCGGACAGAGAUAGAUACACUAAAAGGCUUUGAAAGUAAAGUGUCGCUAGUAGCUAAAGUGACAACACGCAGAAGUAAUCUUUAUCAGUUGGAUUUGUAUGACACACGAGAUAGAGAUGAGGACCGUUACGUCAAUGCUGAGAUGUUAGGUGUUGGCAAAUCUGCUCAAAAGGCACAUACCAUCAAAAUGGAAACGAGGAGAGCAGAGCCUUCCGCAGCCGCAAACACUGCUGUGCCCAUCCCCCCACCAGAAGUCGCAACAGGCAGUCAAGAGCUGAUCUGCGUCACGGCAGUCAAAGCACCUAACAUAGUGUAUGGACAACUUACCAAGACAGACGCCAAGAAAAUUGAGUCACUGCAGAUCAAGUUGAAUGAAAAAUAUGAUCAUAUGACUGCUGGAGAAAUGAUUCUUUCUGAUUCUUCAGUUGGAGUGUCUUGUACGACACGUUACAGUGAUGGGGGAUGGUAUCGAGCUCUGAUUACACAGAAACGGGGGAAUUCUGUAUCCAUAGCUUUUGCCGAUUUUGGGGAUGAGACCAUCACACAAUCAUUAGAGUUAAAACAAAUGCUUCCCGAGUUUGGCAUUCUUUCACAGCAAUGUAUCCUGUGUCAUUUUCCCAGAGCUUCACCUUCCAACAGCAAAGAGAUGACUGAGAAACUCCUGCUCAACAAAGUCAUAGAAGUGAAAUUGAUAACCAAAAAAGAUGGAGUAUACCCGAUGUAUGAGGUGGAAUUAACCAGCAAUAUACGGAACCAGGGACUUGCUGGAAAGCUUGAAGGAAGCUCGAUGGGCUCAAAACAACCACCAAGACUACCCAAAUCUGUAGCAGUUAAUAAAGAAGCUAGAGUAAAGACGCUGAAUAGAGGAGAUGGCUAUAGCUUUUUACAAGUUGAUUCAGGAUGUUCCGAGGAAGUAAUGGUCACUCAUGUAGUAGAUCCACAGCAUUUCCAUGUCCAGGUGACCAGUAUGGCCAAACAGUUGGACACAAUGAUGGACAAAUUACAGGCACAUUAUGCCAGCAUAACAGAUAUGGAAGAGACCCUACUGAGCCCCUACCUUGGACAACCGUGCAUCGCCAAGUACACAGAUGACAAUAGCUGGUACAGGGCGAAGGUUUCAGGCUUACUGAAUAAUGGUCGGGCAGAAGUAACUUUUGUGGACUAUGGUAACACAGAAUGCCUACAGAGGGAGACACUAAAGAUUGCCAGCCAGGAGUUCAUGGAGCUCCCUGCACAGGCAAUAUUUUGUGGCCUGUCAGGUGUGAAGGCUACUCAAGGAUUUUGGUCACCUGAGCACAUUGCCCAAUUUGAGGAUAUUGCUUUGGACCAGAACUUCACGGCUGUGUUCCAAGACUACUCUGGAGAGGCAGAGGACCUGUACACUGUGAAACUAGAGAACCAGGCAGGGGAAGAUAUUAACCUUAAGUAUGGCACCAGUACCAAUUCAAUCUGCAGUGAACAGCCUGGGCGUAAGGUGGCCUUUGGUAAAGGGAUAGAUAUGAGAAUAGAGGUACAACAGGACAAUGAAUGGAUAGACCAUGCAGGCAAUGACUCCCAGCGAAGUGAGGGCAAUAGAUUUGGAGGCAGAUCUGGAGAAAGAGGUGGAAGUAGAGGAUUCAGUGGUGGCGACAGAUCAGGAGGAAGUGGAUUUGGAGGUGGUGAUCGAUCAGGAGGAUUUGGAAGUGGAAACCGAUCUGGAGGAAAUAACCAAAAUCACAAUGCUACCGAAGAACGAGGAUUUGGUAAUCGAUCUAGAGAUGGCAACAGAGGAGGUGGAUUUGGAGGACAGAAUCGUGAUGAAGACCGUGGAGGUGGAGGAAGAUCAAAUGAUCGAGGAGGUGGAUUUGGUGGACAGAAUCGUGGUGAUCAAGAUCGAGGAAGUGGAUUUGGAGGAAGAUCAAAUGAUCGAGGAGGUGGAUUUGGUGGACAGAACCGUGAUCAAGAUCGAAGAGGUGGAUUUGGAGGACGAUCAAAUGAUCGAGGAGGUGGAUUUGGUGGACAGAGCCGUGAUCAAGAGAGAGGUGGUGGAUUUGGAGGCCAGAACCGUGAUCAAGAUCGCGGUGGUGGAUUUGGAGGACGUUCAAAUGAUCGAGGAGGUGGAUUUGGGGGACAGAACCGUGAUCAAGAUCGUGGCAGUGGAUUUGGAGGACGUUCAAAUGAUCGAGGAGGUGGAUUUGGUGGACAGAAUCGAGAUCAAGAGAGAGGUAGUGGAUUUGGAGGAAGAUCAAAUGACAGAGGAGGUGGAUUUGGUGGACAGAACCGUGAUCAGGAUCGAGGUGGUGGAUUUGGAGGAAGAUCAAAUGAUCGAGGGGGAGGGGGAUUCGGUGGACAGAACCGUGAUCAAGAAAGAGGUGGAUUCGGGGGAAGAUCAAAUGAUCGAGGAAGUGGGUUCUCUGGUGGAGGAUUCGGUCAGUCACAGCAAACAACUCCUGCAAAUGAUGAAUGGGAUACUGAUGUUUCUACUGUGGUCCCAGAGAAACCAGCUUCGACUUCUGCAGCUCCCAAGAGUAGAUUCAGAGGAACUAGUCAAACAAUAAACACGCCUUCAUCCUUAUCAUCGGAUCAGAAGUCUGAUGCAUGGUCACGGCGUGUCGGAAGUGUCACUUUUACCUCACAGAAACUUGUGGCCGAUACAUCAUGCCAAGUGUUUGUUGUGUAUACUAACAGUCCAGGAGAAUUUUGGUGCCAGCUUGCAGACAAAGCCAGUGAAUUGCAAAGCAUGAUGGAUCAGAUGAAUGAACAUUACAAUUCUUUAUCCCCAACCAAGUCCUCUAUUGAUCAGCCAGAAAUUGGUAUGCCAUGUGUUGCUAAAUAUUCUGAGGAUAAACGUUGGUAUAGAGCAGAAAUCUCCAGCUUUGAUGACAAGAAGUUAGAAGUGCAGUUCAUAGACUAUGGCAAUUCAGAAUUUGUUGACUUAAAAAGUGUGAAGCUCAUUCAGAAAGAAUUUACAUCCUUCCCACUUCAAGCCAUUCGCUGUUGUUUAAGUGGCGUGAAAUGCUCUGAAUCAAAAUGGUCAGAUAAAGCCAUAGAAAGUUUUGAAACUUUAACUGCUGACAAAGAGUUGGUCUGUGCUGUCAAAAGUCAAGUGGGAGGUUCCUACCUUGUUAACUUAGAAGACGCCUCGGGUGAAUUGGAUGUUGCACUGAAACUACACGAGGCUGGCCACUGUACAUUGGCACCAGUUGGUUCAGGGAAACUGCAAAAGGUGGUGACGAAGGUGCCAUACCCAGCUCUUCCAAUCGGUAUAGGUGCCAAGAUGGAAGUUUAUGUUUCUUGGAUUGAAGAUCCAUCUAUGUUCUGGGUACAACCAGUGGAAAACCAGACAAUUUUGGAGGAAUUGGCAGACCAAGUGCAGGAGGAGUACACGACCGGACCUUCUGCAGACAAGAGAGUCUCAAAGAUAUCUGAGGGUAUGGCUGUUAUUGCCAAGUUUUCUGAGGAUGAAGUAUGGUAUCGGGCUGUGGUCGAAUCAGAAGGAAAGACAGCUAGUGUAAGAUUCAUUGACUAUGGCAACACCGACUCCGUUGCUGUAGACUCGUUGAGGAUGCCGUCUGCGUCCCUGAUGGAGGUUCCUGCCCAGGCCAUUUAUUGUAGUCUCGCUGAUGUCAAGCCCCUUCAACCAGGCAGUUGGAAUGUGGAUGCUAAAGACAUCAUGGAAAGUAUGGUAAAGGAAGCAGUCAGCUGUACAUUCAAAGAAACCAUGCCGAAUGGAUUUAGUGUGGAUAUUGUUUCCAAUGGAAUAGGUGUUGCCGAGGAACUAGUCAGUGCAGCUGUUGUCAAGAAAAUAUCGCUAGAGUCAAUGACGAAACCAGAAUCGCCACCAAAGGAUGUACGAAUAUCCCCUGGCAGGUCAGAAGCUGCAGUCAGUCAAGGAAGUGUCAAACAGAGUGUCAAACAGAGACUUAAUUUUGCCAAAAAUGUCACACUUGACAGCGGAUCAGUUGAGUCUGCUUACAUAUCUCAGGUAAAUUCCAUAUCGCAUUUUUAUAUCCAACUUGCAAAACUUGCUGCUCAACUGGAAGUCUUGAUGGAAAAGCUUGACAAGACCUGUGGGGCUAAGUCUCGACCAUCCAUGAUUGUACCUGGUAUGGCGUGUGCUGCCAAAUUCAGUGGGGAUGAAAUGUGGUACAGGGCUACUGUUGUGGAAGUCAAUGCUGAUGAUGCUGACGUACUGUUUAUAGACUAUGGAAAUUCUGAAGUUGUGUCGUUUGACAACAUCUGUGAAAUCUCGCAGGAUUGUCUCUCUCUGCCGCCACAGGCUAUACAAUGCAGUCUGAAGAACUGCAAUGAGAUUGCUGACGACAGUGCUGUUGACAAGUUCACUGACAUGACUAUGGAUAAGGAAGUGCAAGUUUAUGUGAUUAAUGCUGGAAGCCCUACUGUUGUGGACAUCUCUGUUGAUGACACAAAAUCACUAUCAGAUCUGUUAAACUCGAAAUCCAGUGCAUCAACCUCCAGUGCAUCAGUGGGGAAAACGUUACCAGCCCAAAUCAUUCCUACAGAUCCUAACACCAAAGUGUUCACAAGCUAUGUUCAUUCUCCGUCCAUGCUGUACCUACAGCUGGCUAGUCAAGAAACAAACUUAAAUGACUUGAGUACAAAGUUGCAAGCAGCCUAUUCAGCAAAUGUCUGUGAUAUUUCUGUGGAAGAUUUGAAGAAAGGAUAUCUCUGUUGCACAAUGUAUGUUGAGGACAAUCUAUGGUACCGAGCUGAAGUAGAAGAAGUCUGUGGUGACAAAUGUCAUGUACUGUUUGUAGACUAUGGUAAUUCAGAGGAAGUGGAAACAAGCUCCCUGAAAGUUCUUACUCCUGAAUUUAUGACGCAGCCAGCUAUGGGAUUCAGGUGUGCACUUGAAGGCGUUGUACCAAUCAAAGAGAAGUGGUCUGAAGAAGCCAAUUCUCACCUGGAGAGCUUGGUGAUGGAUCAAGAACUGACCUGCAAAUUUGUGUCCAACACUACUGUCAGUCUGAGAAGUGAGGAUGGGGAUGUUGGUGAAGAUCUGGUAGCCCAAGGACAUGCCAAACUGGUCAAAGCAGAAGAGCUGAAGUUUUCAGAACAGGGUAAACCUGAAGGCCAGGUAACAACUUUUGUCUCCCAUGUGGAGGAUGUGUUCUAUAUCCAGUUAAGUACAGAUGAAGAUAAAUUGGCUGAACUUUCAGAAAACCUUCAGACAUUGUGUGAGCAACACAACACCCCACAACCUGAACAGAUCACAGAAGGGUUACACUGCUGUGCCAAAUUCUCGGAAGAUCAAGCUUGGUACCGAGCAACCGUUUCCAAGGUUACUGGACAGAAAUUUACUGUACGUUUUCUUGAUUAUGGCAACUGUGAUAUAGUAACAUGUGAACAAUUGAAACUUUUAAGUGAGAAGUUGUUAACACCAGAAUUGCUUGCCUAUCCAGCUGUGAUUAAAGGUGUUGGUAGGAUGACUGAGGAGCAGCAGAAACUCUUCUCCAGUCUGACAGAGGAUCAGGAACUGACCACAGACUUCUUAGAGAUGACAGAUGACGGCCUGAACCAAGUUACCUUGACUACCAGUGAGGGCAAAGACAUUGGUCAGGAGUUCUGGACAGAGGAAGCUACAGAUGGAACAGAGACAUCAGCCAAUGAAUGUGGCGAUGCUUCAUCCACAGAAACGACAGACGACCUUGGAAAACUGACAAACAUCGUCCUUGAGGAGGGAGAUCGGGUCCAGGUGACGUGCAGCCACAUCAACUCACCAAGCUCCUUCUAUGUCCAUCUGGACAGGAACAAGGACACUUUAAAUUCCCUUUGUGAUGAAAUGUUCAAAUUAUAUUCUGAAUAUGAAGGAAAUGAUCUAAAAAUGGAGUCUCCAAAAGAGGGACAGGUGUGUGCAGUACAGUACUCCGAGGAUGAAUCGUGGUACAGAGCCAAGGUAUUGGAGGUGCUAGGAUCGGACAAGUUCAAAGUGGAGUUCCUGGAUCAUGGAAACAUUGAGGAAUGUUCCGGGGAUAUGAUCAGGAAGCUUCUGACCCGUUUUGUAGACCUACCUGUACAGACCAUGCUCUGUACCUUGGGUGGAGUAAGAUCUGUUGAUGGCCCCUGGAGUGAGGAAGCACUGGAACUCUUCAGCAAACUUUUAGGUGAAAAGAGUCUGUUAGCGGACAUAAUGUGUGUGAGCGAUGACAAUGCCUAUAUCGUCCAGCUGUUUGACAUGGGGAUUCUACUCAGCCAGAAGUUCAUCGAUGAAGGCUAUGGAGUUGAGGCAUCCACGCCGACAUACGUCAGCAAGAAAACCAAGCGAGUGUUUUCUGAUUCCACUCCACUGAAGGUCCUGGAUUUGAGUGCUGAUAUCUCGGAAGACUCAGAAGAUGAUAGGUACCCAUCCCUGGAGCUCAACCAAUCUAUGGACUGUAACUGUUGUGUUAGUCAUGCAGUCUCCCCUGGAAAGUUCUGGCUGCAGUUGUCAGAAAAACAGGAAGAUUUACAAAAGUUCAUGGAUGGAAUGCAAGAAAAAUACAGCAAGGAGAAGCCACUGACUUUAGAGCAAAUAAAAUGUGGCAGCCCCUGUGUGAGCCGGUACAGUGAGGAUGGACGCUGGUACCGAGCAUCGGUAAUGGACAAAUACGAUACAAAUGUACUGGUCAUCUUUGUGGACUAUGGCAACUCUGAAACUGUGACACCAUCUGAGCUGCGGGAAAUUCAGUCAGAGGACAUGUUGUUUCCACGACAGGCAUUUUGCUGUCGUAUGAAAGGUAUCAUCCCAGAGGCAGAGUCUGAAGGUUGGGAGAAGAUUGCCUGUAGUAGACUUGAAGAACUCACAUUUGAAAAAGACUUGAAAGUGAAACUUUGUAAAGCUUUGCCAAACUCCUGUUACGAGGUUGAGAUGAGUGAUGGCGACGUUUGUCUGACUGACACUCUCGUACAAGGAGGCUAUGCCAGGUUCUCUGAGGGUGAUAACAAGGUAACUGUUGAGAAGGAACAGAUAGCUUCAGAUGAUUCUAAGGAUGAUGAGGAUUUCCACAGUAUUAAAUCAGACUCUGUAGACAUGCUUGAUCUGGGGCCCUUCAAACCAUUGAAGGUGAAUAAAGAUGAGAGUUAUACUGCAGCAAUAAUGAACAUCAAGUCACCAGGGUGUUUUUAUAUACUCCUGGAGGAACCAGGUUCAGAGAAAAGAGCAGAACUUGUCACGAGUAUAAAGCAGUAUGUGUUUGACCAUUCUGACGAGGUUCUGUCAUCAGAUGAAAUCAUUAAAGGCACUGGCUGCCUGGCCAGGAUGGAUGAUGGAUUUUACGGGCGUGCUGUCAUAACAGAAACAAAUGACCAAAAUGUGGAGGUGUACAUGAUAGAUGUGGGUCUUCACCAUUGUGUGGACAGUGCCUUCCUCAAACCCAUCCCAAAUGAUAUGCUUGACCUACCAGCCCAGGCCAUCACAUGUAGUUUGGCUGAUAUUCAGCCUAUAGAAGGGGAUGGAUGGUCUGAGGACAGUAUCAGUGGCUUUCAGGCAUUGUCAUCAGAGUAUGACCUAGUGUCCCUUUAUGUUGACCCCCUGACAAAACAUGACGGCCCACCAUACAACGUCACCAUUAACGCAAUAGGAGCCAAGGAACAGGAGAUGUUGAACAUGCAAAUGGUGGAGCUUGGCUUUGCUGAUUUCAUACCUGGGUCCACUUUAGAGUCGGAGGCAUUGAUGGAUGAGACUGAAGUCUCCUUCAAUGAGCUUUCUUUGUUGAAAGAAAAUUCCAUUGGGAGUGAUGAUGAAACAACAGAUAUUGACACCUCGAAGAUGACAAUGGAGGAAUCUGUACUGGAAACAACAGGAGCCUCCGACAGUUUCUCCUUCCUGUCUGGAACACAGCUUAAUAAAAUCCGAGAAAAAAACAAAGAGGAAACAGAUGAUGAAUUCUAUGAUGCAGAGGAGAAAGAGAAUGAAAGUAAAGAGAUACAAUCCAAUAUUGAUGAACUAGAUGUAGAUGGAUCAACUGUUGAGUCUAAGGUAGAUGACAUAGAUACUCCUGAAGAAAAGGAUUCAGUGAAGGAAGAGGAAACUGUUAAUGAAGAAAGUACAAAUAACAAAGCAGAGGAGAAAGAUGAAACAAAUUCAGAUGAGAAUGUAGCAGAGGAAAAUGCAAAUACUUCAGAUGAGGAGAAGACUGAGAAGGAAAGUGAAAACACCAUAGAAGAGAAGGAAGAGGAAGGAGACGCCAUCAAAAAAUCUGUAACAGAGGAUCUUCAGAACCUCUCUCUAGUGGAUAACAGAGAGAAAGAUGAUAAUAAAGAUAACUCUGACGAGGGUGUAGAGGAAAACGAUGAGGAUGAUAAAGAUCAUUCUGACGAGGGUGUAGAGGAAAACAAUGAUAAAAAAGAUCAAUCUGAUGAUGGUGUAGAGGAAAACGAUGAGGAUAAUAAAGAUAACUCUGACGACGGUAUAGAGGAAAAUGACGAGGAUAAUAAUGAUCAUUCUGAUGAUGGUGUAGAGGAAAAUGAUGAGGAAACUGCAGAGUUAGAAAGCACCACCGAGACUGUGACAGCAGAGGAACAGCCAGGAGAAGAGUUACAGAAAGCAGCGGUCAUAGACACAGAGACGGUGGAAUCAUCGGAGGAAACCUCGAAGGAGAACUUUUCUGAAGACAGGGCAAACAAAUCCAGAGAGGAUGAGAAUUCUGGGUCAGGUCAUACAGGAGACCAGGAGCAAGCAGUGGAAACAGACAAUGAUGAUGAAAAAACAAAUACUGGGACAAGUAAAAAAUCAGAACCGAGAAAGGAAAAAGAUGCAGAGAGUGAUAGUGAUAUUACAAUAACCAAGGAGCAUGGUGCCGGUGGAGAUUCGAAGGAGAAGUCUUGUAAAGCAGAAUCUAGUGGAGAGCUGACACAACAGGAAGAGUCAUGAUAAGUUGGGGAAGAUUUGUCUUGAGUUCCGAUGAAAGAAUUAGAUAUCAAGACAUUUUAUGUGAAAAUAUGGUUGUGUGUGUUUUUUUCUCUUGUUUUUCUUUAUUUUUUUAAUGAUAUGACACCAGGUACAUACUAUUAGAAUACUGUACAUGCCAUGCUGCCUAUGUCUGUAUGGAAACCGGCACUUUUAUAUAUCUAUGCACACUUGUUAUAGCAAAAUAUCUGCUUGUCACAAAUUAGAUGAAUAUUACUUUUAAUAAUUUUUAGUUUCAGAAAAGUCACACAAAAGGUUCAAUCAAUUCAUAUGUAUGAUUUCUAGUAAUUCAAACCAUGUUACAAUUUUGAGGUAACGGUUAUGAAAUUGUUUUGAUUGAUAACUGUUUUUUUAGGUGCUGUGCAACAUCCACCUAUAGCUUUCCUCACAGACUUUUGCAAGGGCAAAUUCAUUUAGAACUCUGGAAAUCAAAUGAACUGUCGUUUAUUUGAGUUCUAUGAGUUAUAUGUGUUCAGGAUUGGACCAAAUAAUUUCUUUCCAAAAAACAAACAACACACUAUCCCUUUUCGUGAAGUAUUUCUGCAUCUUUCAACAGAACAUUGAUGCAACCACAGCCUUUUUAAAGUUUAAAAUAAGAUUAUACUACUUGCUUUUCUCCUUUUUUUCGAUCCCUUAUGCACAGCAUCUAUGAAUGGCCUUAACUUUUUUUCUUUUAGUUUUCAAUAUGACAAACUUUAUGCUUCACAAUGUGGUUCUUUGAGAAGCCUCAGUAUGAAAGUAAUAUUUAAGAUGAAAGAGUUUGUUUCUGACACAAGUUCACUUAAGCUGUUGAUAUACCAACAUACACUCUUUGUCUCAUGUAUGCUCCAGGUAUAUUAUACAAUGUAUAGAUAUAUACAAAUAUAGACAGGUACCACGCCCCUGAGACAGUUCUGUCAUUUUACAAAAUUAGUUUCACUUCCUGUUUGUAUUGAGUAUAUGGAUGUAUAGGAAAAGUAUCUAGAGGUUCACAUUGACACAAUCAUCUCAUUUAUUAUUCUUGUAUACAAUAUUUGAUUUCAUUUUAUAACAAGUUUAUGCUCAGUUUUGAUUUUUAUAAACAUGGUUCUUAUGACCGGUUUUGAUCAAUUGCAGUCAUCUAUUAACCAUGAUAGCUCUCAUAACGUGUAGUCUAGCAAUGUUAAAAGUAUAUAUUUUGAUAGGCAAACUUGAUUUUUUGUGCCAUGUGUACAUAUAUAUAUAUAUAUAUAAUGUAAUCAUUGUAUCACUUUGUAUUAUUGUAGGAAGUCACACAUAUAGCCAGCUGUGUAUAACUGAUAACUGUUAAAGGGGCAUUCCUUUGUUUGAAUGAAGGUUAGGUCGUCAAAAUUAAACUUACUGGAAAAUAUGUCUUUUUUCCCAAGUAGUUAAAGUUAUAAUCUUUACAUUAAUAAGGCAAUUUUACUCUCAAGAUAAACCAAAGCUCUUCCAGUAUCAAGUUCUGAAAUUUUUUUAAUCAACCCGAAGUAUCGCUUAUUACUACAAAGUAUUACAUACAGUAUUUGUAUACAAUAUGCCUUUUUCGGCAUAGCCGUAUA